CGCCGCGCAAUACCUACGCAACCUCCCACUGCAUUCUCGAAUUCCGAUUCCCAAUCCAGCAAACCCUACCAGCCUUUUGCAAACUCAGAGAGGGACCCGAUGGCACCCAAGGCGGAGAAGAAGCCGGCGGCGAAGAAGCCCGCAGAGGAGGAGCCCGCGGCCCCGGCGGAGAAGGCUCCCGCUGGGAAGAAGCCGAAGGCGGAGAAGCGGCUCCCGGCGGGAAAAUCCGCCGGCAAGGAAGGCGGUGUUGACAAGAAGGGGCGGAAGAAGGCCAAGAAGAGCGUGGAGACGUACAAGAUCUACAUCUUCAAGGUGCUGAAGCAGGUGCACCCGGACAUCGGCAUCUCCUCCAAGGCCAUGUCCAUCAUGAACUCCUUCAUCAACGACAUCUUCGAGAAGCUCGCCGGCGAGGCGGCCAAGCUCGCCCGUUACAACAAGAAGCCCACCAUCACCUCCCGGGAGAUCCAGACCUCCGUCCGCCUCGUUCUACCCGGCGAGCUCGCCAAGCACGCCGUCUCGGAGGGCACCAAGGCCGUCACCAAGUUCACCUCGUCCUAAGCUCCUUUCGAGUAGGUCCUUAAGCGCCGUGGCGCCUUUUGACUGUAUGGAAUGUUUGUCAUCUGAAAGUUGAUCUGAGCAGUGCAAUAUAUAAUUCUGGCAUACUAUUCUCGCAAUCGUUUUGGGGUUCAGAAUGGGACUGACAUCAGAGUAAUAUGUGGCAUACCUUCUGAUCCUCUGUACUCGAGAGGAUUUUGUUGUGGAUAAGCCACUUGCUGCCUUUGUUUGGUGGAUAAUUGCUUCGAGCAUAAGAAACAGUGUAUGCUGCUAUAAACAUCUAUUUGCUA
Zea mays is the source of this 845-nucleotide messenger RNA. Its product is annotated as histone H2B.2-like. The transcript has a single exon. NCBI's taxonomy places the organism in Eukaryota, Viridiplantae, Streptophyta, Magnoliopsida, Poales, Poaceae. Gene Ontology annotation, molecular function: protein heterodimerization activity; DNA binding; structural constituent of chromatin. The record is from RefSeq and is a predicted model, not a curated record. Bases 100 to 558 code for a protein of 152 amino acids. Gene Ontology annotation, cellular component: nucleosome.